Amphimedon queenslandica is the source of this 745-nucleotide messenger RNA. Its product is annotated as TNF receptor-associated factor 5-like. NCBI's taxonomy places the organism in Eukaryota, Metazoa, Porifera, Demospongiae, Haplosclerida, Niphatidae. Bases 183 to 644 code for a protein of 153 amino acids. The record is from RefSeq and is a predicted model, not a curated record. Gene Ontology annotation, cellular component: plasma membrane signaling receptor complex. Gene Ontology annotation, molecular function: protein binding. Gene Ontology annotation, biological process: regulation of canonical NF-kappaB signal transduction. The transcript is spliced from 2 exons.
AUCACACAAUGAGACCUGCCUUAAAGCUAUCAUACCAUGUGAAUACAAUACUGUUGGAUGUAAUUUCACAAUGAAACGAGAAGAACGAGACAAACACAACGAAGAAUCAAUAAAACACCAUCUUGAUAUAGCCAUGAAGAAGAUUGAUGCUCUACAGUUAACAAAUCAAGUUUUUAAACUAAAUGAAUAUACAGAGAAAAAAAAAAGAUGAGGAUUGGUACAGCCCAGGCUUCUAUACAUCUCCAGGAGGAUAUAGGAUGUCAUUAAAUGUCUAUCCUAAUGGUAAUGAUGAUGAUGAUAGUAAAGGUACACACGUCUCUUGCUACAUACAUCUCAUGGCAGGAAAAUGUGAUGAUACAUUGGAGUGGCCAUUUCAAGGAGAAGUCACUAUAGAACUACUGAAUCAACUGGAGGAUAAGAAUCAUUGGCAGUUCACCAUAUCAUUUGAUGAAUCAACAGAUGGCGAUUGCAAACAAAGAGUAACCGAAGAAGGUUCAUCAGGAUGGGGUACAACUCAAUUCGUACCACAUUCUCAAUUAGAGUAUGAUGCUCCUACUAAUUGUCAGUAUCUUAAAGAUGAUAGUCUGUACUUCAGAGUCAGUGUAAAGGUGACAUCAAGGACAAAGCCAUGGCUAGCACUCUGAUAAGCUCAGUAUAAUUUUUAUUAGUAUAACAAUAAAUUACUGUGUGCUUAAAAAGUUAUGUUUUUUACAAUUUUAAAUAUCUGUUUAAAUUAGUAGCAAAA